AUGGCCGCCAUUCAAACCCUCCCUGACAAUGCCUUUGGCGACUUUGUGCGCAAUUGGGAUGAUGAGUGUGACCUCGAAAUGGUGGUGGAACCAUGCGAUAGAUAUGAUCCAGAAUCUACUUCGAGAGUCUUCUAUCCUAUCUGUCUUGGAGAAGUGCUUAACGGGAGAUAUCUUAUUGAACACAAGAUUGGCUUUGGUGGCGGGUCAACUGUAUGGAUGGCCCAUGACCUUCUGCAAAGGAAGGACGUUGCCCUCAAGGUCAUGGCCUUGGGGGAGUGGGCAGAGAACGAAAUUCGUAUGCAGAACGAGAUCAUUCAGCAUGUGCAGGAUACCUCGUCUCUGGUGACAUAUCUCGAUGCUUUCAUUCUCCCCAGAGACAAUGAUCAUCAUCAAGUCUUAGUAUUUCCCUUGAUGGGCCCAUGCGUUGACCGGGUUCUCCUGUUGAAAAUGCCUCCAACCGCUCGCAUGCCCGCUGCCCGAAAAUUGUUGGAGGCUCUAGAGAAGCUACAUCAAGCUGGCAUUGUGCAUCGUGACUUGAAUGAUAGGAACUGUAUGUGGGGAAUGACCCCUCUUCACCAUCUUAGCCGGAGUGCUAAGCACAAAGCGCUUGGUCGGCCAUUGAGGCAAGUCAUAGAUGACAUUGACCUGUGGAAACGGGGCGAGCUUGUCCAACCCCUUCAGGUCCCUGAGAGCCUACGGACCGAGGAUUUCUAUAUUGGAGACUUUGCCCUGGCAAAGAAGGUCGGUGAGUCCGCAACUCAACGGGGCUAUCCGCCGAUGCAUUUCUGCUCUCCAGAUCGCCUUCAUGGAAAAGAAACAGGCCCUGCCUGUGAUAUGUGGAGUUAUAUGAUUCUUUUUUCCGAGCUUUAUCUUGGUAUUCCACCGUUCAGUACUUUGUAUCCGGGUGGGAUUCUCAGUGCUAUCACCAAAAAUCUCGGACCCCUACCGGAAGAGUGGAAGGGUCUCUAUGUCUUCUCUGGAGGUCUUGAUUCGUGGUAUGACCAGAGUCAGGGGCCCGAUCCAGAUAGCUUAGAGUUUCUCGUUUCAUAUCACCGUCCCGAUGCCGACCCAACUGAACGACAGCAUUUGCUCACUCUCAUGAAGAAAAUGUUUACCUAUUGUCCUGAGGAGCGCCUGACCGCGACACAGCUCCUGUAG
Molecule: messenger RNA, 1158 nt
Organism: Aspergillus welwitschiae
Lineage: Eukaryota; Fungi; Ascomycota; Eurotiomycetes; Eurotiales; Aspergillaceae
Product: kinase-like domain-containing protein
Exons: 2
Coding region: 1-1158 (385 amino acids)
Biological process (GO): protein phosphorylation
Molecular function (GO): ATP binding; protein kinase activity
Source: RefSeq, a predicted model, not a curated record